Zootoca vivipara (common lizard) is the source of this 3868-nucleotide messenger RNA. RefSeq names its product ribonuclease H2 subunit C (gene RNASEH2C). The record is from RefSeq and is a predicted model, not a curated record. Gene Ontology annotation, cellular component: ribonuclease H2 complex. Gene Ontology annotation, biological process: RNA catabolic process. Lineage: Eukaryota; Metazoa; Chordata; Lepidosauria; Squamata; Lacertidae.
GCCAGCCUGGGUUUUUCAAAAACAAGUAUGCCAGACAAAUCUCAUUUCUUUUUUUGAUAGAGUUACAAGCUUGGUGGAUCAGGGGAAUGCUAUGGGCGUAAUGUAUAUUGAUUUCUGAUAGCUCAGCCAGUAGAGCAUGAGACGACCUUAGGGUUGUGGGUUCAGACUGCACAUUAGGUAGAAAGAUCCCUGCGUUGCAGAUGACCCUUGUGGUCCCUUUCAACUCUGCAGUUCUAUGAUCAGACAAAGGGAAGUUGUGUGUAUGUAUGUGUGUACUGUAUAGCCAACCCAGCUCCCGCCUGCCUGCACUACCUCCUGCAAAAAGUCUCUGUAUAUAUCUCCUAAAAAAUGGACUGUGCAGGAGAGACAGUGUCCUCUUCCUGCUCAGUUCCUCUUUGCACUGGCUUGGCCUCUCUGGACAGGGAAUGUGCCUGCUUAAGCAUGCCCACAUUUCAUUGGAUGCCGGGACGGGACCUUCUCACUAUAUGCAAGUGCAGUGGGGGGACGCAAGUGACUCCUGAGGAACUGUGCUGUUGCAGUCCUUCUCUUGGGCAUCUGGUUGGCCACUGUGAGAACAGGAUGCUGGACUAGUUGGGCUGCUGGCCUCAUCCAGCAGGGCUGCUCUCGAAUACACCCCCUCACCUCUCCUGUAGUGCCUCUCUCUUCCACAUGAAAACAACAUACGAAAAUGAAUUAUAUUAUUAGAAAGUGCUUACAAGCACGUGGGCGUCCGUCCAAAAAACUAUAUACUUAAAUGCGUUUCUUAGAAGCAGCUACCUCUUAAGAUGCUGAAAGAUUCCUGCAUUGAGCUAGUUGCUCCCUUCCAACUCUACGAUUCUAUGAUUUGCACGAGGGUGUUUUUUAAAAAAGAAAAAAAAUUGCCAAAAAAUAAAAUAAGAUGCUGCAGAAAUGUGGGAUAACCGAAUUGAAGAUUGGCAGGGGGGUGUAAAUAGAAAGGGCGAAAGUGGCAGCCCUUUCCUGGGGAACGAACUCCCUUUUCGAGUCGGACGUGCCCGCCAGGACCCGCUGAAGCCGGACGCGGCUUGCGGAGGAGAGUCCAAUGCGCGCUGGAGGGCGCAGGAGGCGGCGCUGGGCUGGGCACGACCCGGGAGUGGAUGCGCCUGGGCGGGGCGCAGGAGGGAGGCUUCUCCGCAGGAAGGAAGGAAGGAAGUGCGGUCGUCUGUGCUGCUCAUGGCUGGCGAGGAGCGGGGCCCGGCGCGGCUGGCGCUGCCUUCUUUACCCGGGGCGCCUCGGGAGCGGCUCCACUUGCUCCCCUGCGUGGUCCGGCACGACGGCGCCGCUGCGGUGCGGCGGUACUUCACGCCGGCCAUUCGACGGCCCGGAGAACCGGACGCAGAGGAAUCCGUAUCCUUCCGUGGGCGGAGCCUAAAAGGGAAGGAAGUCCUCCUACCGGAGGGCUACAUGGGGCUGGUCCUAGAGGAAGAUGAUGCAGCUUUGCAGGAGCGGCAGGUGCGGGUGAAGUCUACCUUUGAGUCACUCACUGUCUGGAACCUGGAACGGGCCCCAAACAGCAGUGAUGAGAUCCUCAUGUCCUUACAUUGGCCAAAGAUUGCUGAAGGGAUCCAUGCUUCUGUGGCUGAUGAAGAAUGAGAUGAGAGCUGGUGACUGCUGGUGACAUGGAAGUAAAAAAAAACAGCCUGCACUUCGAACUCUGUAUUGGAUUUUUUUGGGGUGGGGUGGGGGGCUAAGGAGUCCUUUUUCUGCAGGCCUCCCAUUUUCAGACUGGAUGCUGUUGCUAACCCAGCCCCACCAACGUGCAGAUCUGUGCCUUCCUUGCAACAGAGGGGUUCAGCCUUUUCUUUUACAGUAUUAACCAUUCCAGUAGAACUUUGCUUUCAAUCUUGGUCUCUCUCUGCAAUUUUUUUUAAAGGAAGUUUUGGUGGGCUCCCUCCUCACCAAAGCGACUUUUGAGAAUGUGCUCCAUCGAGUCGAAGGCCAAGUUGAUGUCAACUAGGAUGCUGCUGUCAUGCCUGGUUCUGGUGGUUUCCCUCAACUACACAGUUAAGACAGUGUCAAAACUGGUUUAAUUCCCACACUUUCUGUCUCCGGGGAAAAUCUUGCAACUCCAGAGUUUUAGACACCCCUAUCUUUUCACAGAACUGUAGUACCUACAGUUCCUCAGGAAGAGAGCCAGGAUAGUGGAAAUGGAUUUUAAACACUCUUAGUUUGUACUGCAAAAACUCAGCUUUGAAAACCCCUUACAUGGAUAUACAUUCUUGUGGCUGCUUAUACGGCAUAGACUUGCACCACAGCUCACCGGCAUCCCCAAUCUUGGGAACUAUAGUUGCAAUUCCCGUAAUAAACGUAACAUUUCCAGAAUUCUUUAAAUUUAUGGUGUGUACGCAGCCUUUGUUUCAACUGCUUCAGGCUGUAGUGGUUCUGGCCUAUAAGCUUCUUCCUUCUCAUGCUCCCAUUUGCUUGGCUGAAGGUCUUGGUUUUGUGAAAAAGCAAUACCAUAUCCAGAAAAAAGAUGUACACACACAUGCCAUUUAAAAACCCAUUUUGUUAAUUUAUUCUGAGCACAGAAAUUGGGUGGAGUUUGCUUUUUUUUAAGGCUGCUCCUCCAGUCAUGAAGACUCUGGUUUUUAGGAAAGGGAGCGAGAGCGCGAGACUGUCUUACUGUAUGCUAACCUAGAACGAUUCUGUCCACACUUUCACCCUUGUGGAUGCUACUGCAGCCUCGGGCAGUAGGGGAGACGGCAGCUUUUUAGAGCUGGGCUCCAGCUUCUCUACCCAAGGAAGCAACUGCACAAUUCCAGCCUCGAAAGGAGGAGGCAGCAACAGUUUGCCUGCCUGCAGCUGAAACCCAGCAGGAAGCAGCUGCCUUUCAACUGCCUUUGCCAAGAUCCAAACCUUAAUUCGUGAUGGUGGUUUUAUAUUUAUAUAUAUAUAAAUAAAUAUCCGGUCCAAAAAAAGGGGGGGCGGGACAGCUUGGGUAGCUUGGUCUGUGCUUUUUCAACUUCUGUACACAACCGCUCGGCGAAGGAAUCCAAAAAGUCCUAUAUACAAACAAGCAGGCAAGUCCAGGGCACCUGAGGCCCAAGUAACGACGCCCCUUGAGGUCUGUCCGGCUGACAGUGCCUGCUUUGAUAGCCGACUGGAAAAUGUCUUCUAAAGAGCACAUGGCCACCUUGCCUGAUCCCCAUUGUCACGGAAAGUGAGGAGGAGGGUGGACGUCCUGCAAGCAGCCGCUCCUUACUCAGGUGCACAGGCCUCACCACUUUCCUCUUUUGCUCCAGUCCUUUGGGGUGAAGUGCAGACACUUUGAGUCAAUGCGAAGGAUUCGCUUCAGCAUGGCACGCUCAUGUCCAUCCACGAUGUCCUCGGAGAGCGUCAGGAUAUACUGGCCCUAGAAGGGAGAAGUGUUUUGGUUCUGUUAAUUUUAAACGAAGAUUCUAGUCCUCAUGACGGGCAUACGGCUAUACUUGAAACGCUGCUCACUCCCACCACUCCUGAAAUCCUGCAUAUUAAAUACCUCUUCUGAGUUCCUUUUUGUGACAAGAGGUAAAUCUGAUGUGGCAGAGAACCACAGACACCCAAGGGCUGCAACAUCUCCCUGCCCAUCCCUUUUCCUGGAAUCUUGUCAGGAAAAACGAGCCUCAUCUUUAAAAAUGCCUGAAAGCAGUCUGUAGCUCUAGCUGGUUUAUCUGGGGAAGGAACACAUUUCCCCUGUUGCCCCCAUUACUGCAGGUGGGGAAAACUGAGGCCAACAAGCUGUAUCACUUUCUAGUGCUGCAACUCCGGACCCCACAAAAAAUCUCUGCAGUUUCUAGUCUUGCAAUCUUCCCUGUAAUGCUAUUCCCCUACCCCUACAAAAAAAAAACCUUAUACCUGUUACCCUAUAGCA